Messenger RNA from Lachancea dasiensis, 1230 nucleotides. Lineage: Eukaryota; Fungi; Ascomycota; Saccharomycetes; Saccharomycetales; Saccharomycetaceae. The record is from the annotation of a GenBank genome assembly.
AUGGGCGAAGUGGGCAGAAGUCGCAGCUACAACAACGCCAUCACGGACGAGAACGCCAUGGCAGACGCCAGGAAACGGCUUAGGAGGAAUAAGACCAUCGCAGGUGCCUCGUCAGGCACUCAACGCAAAGAGUUGGCGGAAAUGAAAAACUGGCAGACACAACAAUCGCAGGACGAUUCGGCAUUGGAGACGUCGACGCAGGAAAUACGACCAAAGCUUCGUCGGACGUCUUCGUCGCAAGAGGGCAAGCCCAACAAGAAAAAACAGAAAAUAUACAGGAGCGAUGAUGAGUAUAGCGAUUCUAGGAGUGACUCGGUAGAAGUCGAGUUCCCAGCCACAUCAGCUUCGACCUCACCGGCUGCCGCAACGUGGAAGGACCUUGACGUCGAUGAAAAGGAUGACGUGAGCAUGGUAGUAGAAUACACAAACGAAAUCUUCGGGCACCUUUACAACCGCGAAACACAAACAACCCCAACAUACAACUAUCUUCUGAGAUCCGAUUCCCCUCAGCAUCUAAGACCUUCCCUUAGAGCAAUUCUGAUUGAUUGGCUUGUGGAAGUCCAUCAAAAAUUUCAAUUACUACCAGAGACGCUGUAUCUCGCGAUCAACGUCAUGGACAGGUUUAUGUCCAUGCGCAAGGUGUCAAUGGCUAAACUACAGCUAUUGGCGGUGAGUAGUUUACUAAUAGCGGCGAAAUUUGAGGAGGUCAAUUUGCCUAAACUAUCACAGUAUGCAUAUAUCACAGAUGGUGCUUGCAGCACCCAAGAUAUCAAAGACGCGGAAAUGUACGUGCUAACAACCUUGAAAUUCAAUAUCGGUUGGCCUAAUCCUUUGAAUUUCUUGCGCAGAAUAUCCAAAGCUGACGGGUACGAUAAUAGAGCCAGAAACGUCGCCAAAUUUUUCAUGGAAUACGCAAUGUGUUGCCCGAAGUUUGUGAACGUGAUACCGUCUAGGUGUAGCGCAGUGGCUAUGUACUGCUCACGAGCGUCUUUGGACAAAACCUUAAGGUGGGACGAAACCCUCAAGCAUUACAGUGGAGGAAUCGAUCCUUUGAGUGACAAGGAUUUCCAAACUCUAUGUUGUCAGUUGAUCCAGGAAAUUGGAAGUCCUACUACUCAACUAAAAGCAUUAGAGCUUAAGUACAAAAGCAAAUCAGCUGAUAGCGUUUUCGAACCCGCCAAAGUUUGGUGCGAUUUGAUGGUUGCAGCCGAUUAUAAGGAUUUGUUCUAA